This is a messenger RNA of Chaetomium fimeti, 531 nucleotides long. RefSeq lists its product as uncharacterized. The coding region runs from base 161 to 451 and encodes 96 amino acids. NCBI's taxonomy places the organism in Eukaryota, Fungi, Ascomycota, Sordariomycetes, Sordariales, Chaetomiaceae. The transcript has a single exon. The record is from RefSeq and is a predicted model, not a curated record.
UUCAGCUUGAAGUCUUUUUUUUACUACUACUACUACUAUUCUUGACACACACACACACUUUCAUUCUGUUACUCGGGCUGCUAGAAGUUGCCGCGAGGCAAGUGAUAUUGGAGAGGGAGGGGACAGAGAGAGAGUUUACUUUUCUGGACGACACUGGACUAUGGAAUGGACGCGGAGGAUGGUGGAUGGGAGUUGGGUGUCUGCCGGCCUUUGGACUGGGCUGGUGGGCAUUACAUCCCGGGCUUUCUUUUUCUUCUCUUUUCUUCUCUCUUUUUCAUAUUUCUUUUUCUUAUAUUUCCUUUUUCUUGGACUGUUAAUAUCUGGAGUCUCCCCGGUAUAUAUACAGGGUUCGAGAAGCAUGCAUGAUGCGGAGUUUUGGGUUUUGGGUCAUGGGGGCUUGAAGGGGAUACCACGGGCUUGGAUCGGAGUUGAGAUGUCACGCAGGGGAUGAGGUGAAUGUAAAGUAGUGAUGGGGAUUAUACCCGCCUAGGUUGGCCGAGAUCAAAAGAAUGAAGGACUCUGAUCAAUACU